Messenger RNA from Pyrus x bretschneideri (Chinese white pear), 1521 nucleotides. RefSeq names its product VQ motif-containing protein 4-like. The record is from RefSeq and is a predicted model, not a curated record. The coding region runs from base 209 to 1000 and encodes 263 amino acids. Lineage: Eukaryota; Viridiplantae; Streptophyta; Magnoliopsida; Rosales; Rosaceae. The transcript has 2 exons.
CAACAACCCUUUUUGUCUUUCUAUUUUCUUUUCUUUUUCCCAUUUCAAAGCCAAAACCAAAAACCGAAAGCCUUGUUUUUCACUCUUCCAGGGUCUUCUUCCAAGUUGCAACCAAACCCCAUCUUAAAGCAAGCUCUCUCUAUUUUUCUUGAGUCGCAGAGCGGUUUUUGGUGGCCGUGGCAGUGACAAAAACACCCACCUAUUCCAAAUGGAAUACAUCACAAGCUCAAGACCUCAAGAAAUCAGAGAGAAGCCGUAUUCGUAUUCCCCUAUAAACUCGCCGAGGAGCAACAACAAUGGCAUGACCACCAACGCCAACAGCAGCGUCUGCAGCAGCAGCAGCCCGGCGGUGGCGACUCAAAUCCCGACAACCCCGAAAGUCUCAACUCCCAGAUCUGACUCCAAUCCCUACCCGACAACCUUUGUCCAAGCUGACUCCUCGAACUUCAAACAUGUUGUCCAAAUGCUCACCGGCUCCUCGGAAACUGUCACUCACCAGUCCUCCCCCAAACCCACAGCCGCCGCCCACCACAACAGCCACCACCACCACCACCACCAAGAUCCAACAAUUUUGCCACCCUCCAACAAAAACUUCAACAUCCCACCAAUCAAAACCGCCCCACCGAAAAAGCAGGGCUUCAAGCUCUACGAGCGGCGGAGCACCAAUCUCAAAAACACCCUCAUGAUCAACACCCUCAUCCCCAACUUCCAAUCGGCUUCUGGGUUUUCUCCACGUCAUCAGGAGAUACUCUCCCCGAGCCUGCUUGACUUCCCGUCACUCACCCUCAGCCCGGUGACGCCGUUGAACGACCAGUUCGACAAGUCGGCGUCGUCGCCGUCACUGGGAAAUUCUUCGUCGGAGGAGGACAGGGCGAUUGCGGAGAAAGGGUUUUACUUGCACCCGUCGCCAAGGGCUACGACGACUCUGAGAGACCCGGAGCCGCGGCUUCUGCCUCUGUUUCCGGUCACUUCGCCGAGAGUUUCUGGGUCGUCUUCUUGAUCAAAUGACGAGGAGAGAGAGAGAGAGAGAUGUGUAGUAAGUAAUAUUUACUGUGAGUGGGUUUUGAUUAAAAUGAUCGUCAGGAGAAGUGAAGAUUAAUGGGUUUUGGAUGAUUUUUCAAUGACAGAUGCAAGAAAGAAAAGCAAGAAACCAGAAAGUGGGGCUUUCUGUUACUCUUAUGACACUUGAGAACGAAAGGAGGAAGAAAGCAAAAAAUUAAAGUACAAUUUGAAUUAGCAGAUUAAAGCUGCAGAGAAAAUGUUAAGACUUUUUCUUUUUUCCUUUUUAACACUCAAUUUCUGUCAUAGUGUGUGCGGCGUGCCCAAGAAGUAGGUGCAUUGAACUGAAAAACCGCCAAAGUUCUUUCUUUUUUGUUUAUUUUUUGCAAGUUGAUGAUGCAUGAAGAUUUUAUCUUUUAUCUACCUGUUUUAAAUUGACAAGUAGUCUUGCUUUUGUUGGAUUGUUGAGCCAGUUUUGGAUUUUAAUGGAAAUUGGAUAUCUUGAUAUUUAUCAAAGAAAAA